UUUGUAGCUUCAGAUCCUACAGUUAAAACUGAUCGGUUGUGGCAUGACAAAUACACUUUGAGGAAAUCAAUGAUCCCUUCUUUCAUUACAAUGGAGCAAUCAAAAAAGGUCCUCCUAAUAGGAAAAUCCAUAAACUUCUUGCAUCAAGUUUGUCAUGACCAAACUCCAUCCACAAAGAUGAUUGCUGUGGCAAAAUCUACAGAGUCUUCAAAAGAUGCUGCUGAUUUGUUCACUGAUCUGGAAAAUGCAUUUCAAGAGAAAAUUGAUGCAGCUUAUUUUGAGACCAGCAAAUACCUGCUGGAUGUUCUCAAUAAGAAGUACAAUUUACUGGAACACAUGCAGGCCAUGAGGCGCUACUUACUACUUGGUCAAGGAGACUUUAUCAGGCAUUUAAUGGACUUGCUCAAGCCAGAGCUUGCACGACCAGCUACAACCUUAUAUCAGCAUAAUCUAACUGGAAUCCUUGAAACAGCAGUGAGGGCAACCAAUGCCCAGUUUGAUAAUCCUGAGAUUCUCAAACGAUUGGAUGUUCGACUUCUGGAGGUAUCUCCUGGGGACACUGGAUGGGAUGUCUUCAGCUUGGACUAUCAUGUUGAUGGACCAAUCGCAACAGUAUUUACACGUGAGUGCAUGAGCCAUUAUCUAAGAGUAUUUAAUUUCCUUUGGAGAGCGAAGCGAAUGGAGUAUAUUCUUACUGAUAUAUGGAAAGGGCACAUGUGCAAUGCAAAGCUUCUGAAAAGUAUACCAGAGCUUUCUGGGGUGCUGCAUCAGUGUCACGUUCUGGCAUCAGAAAUGGUCCAUUUCAUUCAUCAAAUGCAGUAUUACAUUACAUUUGAGGUGCUUGAGUGUUCGUGGGAUGAACUCUGGAACAAGGUCCAACAAGCACAGGACUUGGAUCACAUCAUUGCAGCUCAUGAAGUUUUUCUAGACACAAUCAUAGCUCGGUGCUUGCUGGAUAGCGAUUCCAGGGUACUUCUCAACCAGCUUCGAGCUGUUUUUGAUCAGAUCAUUGAGCUCCAGAAUGCCCAAGAUGCAAUGUACAGAGCUGCUUUGGAGGAGUUGCAGCUGAGGUUGCAAUUUGAAGAGAGGAAAAAACAGCGUGAGCUUGAGGGCAAGUGGGGUGUAACUGCAUCAGAAGAUGAAGAAGAGAGCAAGAGGAUGAAAGAAUUUCAAGACUCAAUACCCAAAAUGUGCUCACAGCUGAGGAUACUCACUCACUUUUACCAG
Molecule: messenger RNA, 1227 nt
Organism: Balearica regulorum gibbericeps (East African grey crowned-crane)
Lineage: Eukaryota; Metazoa; Chordata; Aves; Gruiformes; Gruidae
Source: RefSeq, a predicted model, not a curated record